AUGUCUUCCUCCCUCGUCGCACAGCAAUCUCUCGCCGCCCUUUCCUUCAGCACAGCAACGAAGGGCGCCUCUCUCUCCGCCAAUCGCGUAGCAGUAGCUCCCAUCGCCGCUCCCCGCGGUCUCUGCGUGACAGCCCUCAUCGGCUUCAACAAGGCCGCCGUCCCCACUAAGACCGCCCCAGUAAAGAAGCAACUGCGCACCGAAGACGGCAUCUUCGGCACAUCCGGCAGCUUCGGCUUCACGAAAGCCAACGAGCUCUUCGUGGGGCGCGUGGCGAUGCUCGGAUUCACCGCGUCGCUGCUGGGCGAGGCGCCGAGCCACUUCUGCUCUUCUUCAUCGCAUUCACCGUGCUCGGCGCCAUCGGCGGGCUGGGCGACCCGCGGGCGAUUCGUGGACGACGAGGCGCCGGCGGGUCCGCCGAUGAAGCCGGGGAGUGUGAAGGCGGCGCUGGGGUUGAGCGAGGAGGGGCCGCUAUUCGGGUUUACCAAGGCAAACGAGCUGUUCGUGGGGCGCAUGGCGCAACUGAGGCUCGCGGCGAGCCUGGUGGGCGAGGUGAUCACCGGGCGAGGCGCGCUGGCGCAGCUGAAUAUCGAGACUGGCUUGCCCGUGUGGGAGCUGGAGCCGCUGCUGCUCGUCAGUAUCGCCUUCUUCUUCAUCGCCGCUAUCAACCCCGAGAAGGAUAUGGCAAGGGAGGAAGGGCCCACUGCACCUAAUGAGGUGGUGAACAAUGCUGCUGAGAUUGACCUCAAUCAAGAUGAGGCAAUGGCUGACAUUGAGUUGGAUGAUAUUGAGGACUUGGACCUGGACCUUGGAGAUGAGCAUAACCAUGGUGAAGCUGAGAACCAUGAUGAAGCUGAGCACCAUGGUGAAGCUGAGAACCAUGGUGGCGCUGACAACCUUGGGGAAGAGGAUAACACCAGUGGAAAGGAGGCCACUGGUGAUGAAAAUGACUUCACUGAGGGUGAAGGCACGACUUAUCCUAUCUCCGAGGAGAUUGUCCAACUCCAGGCUAAGGCUCGCGUCGCUGCAGCUACUCAGGCAUUGGACGAGGUGGCCCGCAGGGCCGUGUACGGUGCUAAGAAGCAGGCACAUGGACCAUUUGAAUGGCCGGAGUUCUGCACCGCGCUGAAAGAGGCAUUCAUGGUCAAAAAGUCCGACCUGGAACUGCGCGGACGCCUCGAGCGUAUCAAGUGUUAUGACCGUUCUGUGCAGGAAUAUGCGGUCGAGUUUGAGGCCGCAGCACGCUUGCUCCAAAAGCCCUUGGCUGAGGAGGAGAUGAUGCACAUCUUCAUGAAGGGCCUCCCUGUCAACCUGCAGCAGGCACACAUGACCGGCGGCAUGACCAAUUGGACGACUUACAAGGAGAUGAAGGAGGAGGUGAUCAAAACCGACAACAUCAUUCGCACGUACAUUUUUGGCCCUGAAAAGACAAGCCUGCAGCCCCGUGCUGAGGGCUCUGGUGGUCAUGGGAACCGGCCCCAGAGUGCGAAGGGUGGUAGCGGUUGGAACAAAAGGCCUUUCCAGCAGCGUGAUCACCAGCCUGGCCCACAGGCCAAGAGGCCUAACGGAGGGGGAGGUCAUAGACCUAACAAGCCGGACUUCUCCGACAAGCAGUGCAGAGGCUUGUGGAAGGAUGGGGCACGUCAUAUAAAGCAAUGCCGUGAUAAGAAUGCUAUCAAGUAUUCUGGGAAGCCUAAGCCAGGCGGAGCUAGACCUUCUAGAAAGAAGGAUUUUCAUAAGCCCAACUAG
Messenger RNA from Closterium sp. NIES-65, 1749 nucleotides. The record is from the annotation of a GenBank genome assembly. Lineage: Eukaryota; Viridiplantae; Streptophyta; Zygnematophyceae; Desmidiales; Closteriaceae.